Carassius auratus (goldfish) is the source of this 4055-nucleotide messenger RNA. RefSeq names its product actin cytoskeleton-regulatory complex protein pan1-like. Lineage: Eukaryota; Metazoa; Chordata; Actinopteri; Cypriniformes; Cyprinidae. The transcript is spliced from 21 exons. The record is from RefSeq and is a predicted model, not a curated record. Bases 617 to 1864 code for a protein of 415 amino acids.
GGUUGAAUGCACUGCCCUAGAUAAUCGAGAUUAGCUGUCUGGAGCUCGAGAAAAUUAACUAGAGUGUUUUUACCUAUGUAAGAUGACAGAGAUCACAAAGACCCGCCUUCUACGCAAUAACAGGAAAACGAAACUUAAAGAAACAUUGCAAUGAAAGCUUGAAUCGUCGUUGAAUGUCACCAAGCAGAGCUCAACAUGGAAUCGAAUCAGUUUCAAUGUCAGAAUAAAAUUAUUUGUGUACUUUGCGAUCAAUCAGACGAAAAUAAAACCACAGGGACCCUGUCCUCCAAAGGCAACAUCUCCGCACAUCAAAAACUGUUUGCUGUAUGCAUCAGCGAUCUACUGCAAGAGCUCACCCACCUAUGACGACCUGUUUGGAUUUGAUGUAGAAGAUGUAAAGAAAGAGCUGAGGAGAGGAAAAAGACUAAUUUGCCACUACUGUAAAAAAAAAGGUGCUACAGCGGGAUGUGGAGUCAAACAUUGUAAGCGCUCAUACCACUUGCCCUGUGCCAUAGAGGAUCAUGCCAGCAUCGAUGAAAAACGUUUUGAACUAUUCUGUGAAUUACAUGAUCCAGAAUCCAAAAAGAAAAGUUCGCCAGACGGUCGAAGGCCUAACAUGAAAAGGCCUGGCAGGAGAGAUUCUGAUUCAUCUACAGGGUCGUCAGUGAGUUCCUCCAAAAAGAAGAAGACUAUAAUUUUGUUAGAUUCUGAUGAUGAGGACGAAUCUAUGUAUGCUCCAGUACAGUCAGAUAUAGAGGACUUAACAGCUCCAGAACAGAACAAUCUGUCAACUCCUGAUCCUGAAAAUAAAAGGCCCUGUGCAAAGCCCAGUCCAUCAACCACAGGUUCAUUAAACUUAAGGUCUGCUCAGAAGCCUUGUGGAUCUGCAGACAAUUCAGUAGAAUUGCAUGGCAGGAGUAAAGGUUUUCCAUAUAUGUACAGAGCAAGUAUGUCUCGAUUGCUAAAAGUAACGCCCAGAAGGAGAAAAAAUAAACACAAUGUAGACUCAGAUGAUGAGAGCCCGGCCAGCGCUGACCGUGCAGCAGCUCCAGGGCUGUCAGAUUCGGAGGACCCUAUGCUUCAAAAACAGCCCAAGUCCACUCCUGUGCCUAAAAAAACAAGGCUGUGUGAAAAACUCAAUCCAACAACCACAGAAGCUGACGAUGACACCGACAUUGAUUCAGAAGAGUCUCAGAGUUUGUUACCAUCAAAAACAUACCAUAUCACUGUUCCCUGUAGCGUUAUUUUGGACUCUGGACCCUUUGAAGAAUCAGAGCACAGUUUAGAAUCUUCUUCACCUGCCGGCGCAGCUGUGUCUACCUCACCUGGGUCUGUCACUGAAACACCACCCACAAACAGAACUCCACCGCACAGAGCUCCAACCACUGACCCUGUCCCACCAGCUGCCGUUUACUCUAUGCCUACCCUGGACUAUUUCCCCUGUGAUCCCUCAGGGCAGCCCGGCUCACCUCAGCAUCCGAGGCCCACUGUAGAUGUUCCAGCAGUCCCUCCGACAGGGGUUUCUCCAUCACCAAGGCGUCUCGCUGCAGCAGAUGCUUCUGAUGUGGGUUCCACGGUGAACUCUGAGUCUAUUGCCACCAAAUUUUGGACCAGAUGUAAUGAGGCCGGGUGGACUAAAGAAAUCUUCUCAGAGCUUGUGUCUCGGCUCAGCAGCCUAGAAGAAAAAGUGCAGUCACAGAAAGCCAGCCGCAAAGAAUAUGAUGUUGCUUUCAAAGUAUUGGAGGCAUCUGGACAGCUGCCUUGCAUUAUUACUCAUCUGGAACAAGACCUGGAGAAAGAGGAACGGUAUUUGCAGAGGAGAAAAGCAGCACUGAGGGAUGCCAAAGCUGUACUAAAUGUUUAAUAUAAACAAUCUUACAGAAUUUUAUUUUUAUCAAUGAAUUUUUACAAAAUGCUUAUUUUCAAGUCUCAGUUUGCAUAUGUUAUGUUUUUUUAUUAUAUUUUUUUACGGGGGUUGAUUUACAGUAUGUCAGUGACAGAAAUGAAAUAUGUCUGCAAAUGCCAUUUUGAUAUGAUCAUUCUUCUGUUGUUAUUUUCUAAAUAAAACCGUUAUAACUGUAAGAAUCAUUCUUUACAGAAUGUCGUUUUUAGUAUCCGGGGUUGUACUUUAUAACAUAGCAUAGUUUUGACACUUUUAAAGGGAAGUGUGCAGUAUGAGUCUGUAUUUUUUCUGUUGACUGGGGGAGGUGAGACUGACAUCACCUCCGUUUGCUCAACUGUAAACCGUUCAGAGCAGGAGACUGAACAGCCAAUCAGCACACAGCAACAAACAGCCUCUAAUGAGGCUUCAGGUCAACCACAAACGUGCAUGAAGGGCUAGUCCAUGCUCAUAUUAGUUUCUUCAUAAGAGAGGGAGAGGGAGAGAAAAGUAUAUUCGCAAUAUGGACACUAGGUGGCAGCAGACACAUAUUAACAGCUUUAAGAGCUUCCCUAAAAACAUUUCCGUCACCUUUCAGACCUGUGGCGUCACUGUCCUUUCAACUGUGCUCUGGCACUGAAGUCCAAACUUCGUCUAAACAGAGUUUAGCCUCCAAAGCAGUGAAGAUUUAAAAACAGUAGGAUGUAAGAUCUAAGAGCCGUUUUAAAAGGCUUUUUCAAAAUAUUCGCUGAACCCCCUACUAUCCGUCAUAGAAAAUCAAGACAGGAACAUAAAGAGAGUCUUGCACUGGGAGGGUUUACAAAGAGUAUAUGUUUUGCGUAUUACUGGCUGAUGCUUAAUGGUUCUGUGGCAUAUGAAUAGAACGGGACAAAAUUAAACAUUUAUUACUAAUAAAUAUAUAUAUCAGUCUCUCUCUCUCUCUAUAUAUAUAUAUUAUAGGUAUGAUUAAAAUUGUUUAUAUAUGGGAUUAGUAAUGCUAACCCACAUUAUUCGUACAAUUAAGAAUAAAAGAUCUAGGGACACAUUUAGAAUUUUAAUUAAAUUUAACAGUUAAUUUUGUAGAUGUGUUUGUUGCCUUUUUUAUUUGGUUAGAACAAAGUCAUUUUCAUUUCACACUAUAACACAGGUCUUUGACAGAGACAGAAUACUUAGGUUUAUUAAACACAGCACUUGGGGAAUGUACCAUAAGACAGUGUACAGCGAGAAUUAAAGUUUUUUUUGAGGACUGAAAACCAGACUUGACAAGUCUUACAAGACAAACUUUUUCAGAGCACCUUUUCUGAAAAGCACAUGGCCAUGCAGUUAACAACAAAACUUAGAUGUGGUUGUGUAUUCAACUGUGUGAAUAAAAUAAAUGCAUUAGUGGUUUUAGUGUUAAGGGUACAUAACAUUUCUGCAGUAAACAGUAAAAUUAGGUUCAUAGUUCAGAAUUAAUGUUAGGGUUAGGGUCAGUGGAGCAAAACACAUCUGAUGCAAAAAGAAGUGUUUACCUUCUAACAUUUGAAGGAGUUUGGUAAGAUAUAAGCUAGGUCAGCAAAAAUGAUCAUGUAAAACAGAUUCAUGCUUGUCGGUGUCUAUUUGACACUGAAACUUAGUUCAGCCAAAGUCACUUGUGUAAUAUUAUGUGCAAUAGAGAUCAUAGAGGUAAAAUGUUCAAAUACACUGGAAAAUACAGUAAACUGCUUUUGUUAUCUAUUUAUAAAUAUGCCUAGUUUAGAUAAAAGGCAGACUCAUUAAAUAUCAAUAGAAUAAGAGAGGUUUUUCACAUGUAACUAGUGCAAAUACAAUUGGUUCAUUCAAGAAAGCUGAUAUUUGUGUAGAUAUAUAAAGUCAACGGUACAUUAUCAGUGAUUUCUCCAUAAUUUAAAACACAAAGCUGAUUGUUAUAGACUGUCAUUAAAAAAAAGGCUAAGCUCAGUUUAUCAAUAUCGCCCACUACAGAAAACAGAAAUCAAUAAGUUUCUUCAGUGCUUAUGUAAAGUGUUUUCUGGGUUGUAGAUUCUCUCUCUUAUUUCUUUGUGUCCACACACACACGAUAAAGUCUGGUCUGUCUUCUAAAAGUAGCAGCAGUAACAGCAAAGGCAGAAGCAACACUGAGAGAUAUUGUAACCACGUGAUGCUGCCACACACACACACACACACACACACACACACA